This is a messenger RNA of Fibroporia radiculosa, 1209 nucleotides long. RefSeq lists its product as uncharacterized. Lineage: Eukaryota; Fungi; Basidiomycota; Agaricomycetes; Polyporales; Fibroporiaceae. Bases 1 to 1209 code for a protein of 402 amino acids. The transcript has 6 exons. Gene Ontology annotation, molecular function: cysteine-type deubiquitinase activity; K48-linked deubiquitinase activity; cysteine-type carboxypeptidase activity. Gene Ontology annotation, cellular component: cytosol; cell periphery. Gene Ontology annotation, biological process: protein K48-linked deubiquitination. The record is from RefSeq and is a predicted model, not a curated record.
AUGUCAACGGACCCCGAGGAUCCAGCGCUACAGGAAUCACUAGAAGAAGUCUGGUAUCUGAAAGAAAUCAAUUUCCAACCGACCGCAGAUUCUCCGUCCAGGACAGUGAAAAUCGUUACCCAGAAUUUCAAUGGGCCGUGUUCGUUUAUUGCAAUAUGUAACAUCCUAAUUCUGCGCGGCCACAUCGAGAUUCAGCCUCCAGAGCGGACGACAGUGUCGUAUGACUUUCUAUCGCAACUCGUCGGCGAAUAUCUGUUGACCUCAAGUCCGGACGAUGAUACCUCGGCUGCGCUAUCUGUCAUGCCUGUCACCCGGAAGGGUAUGGAUUUGAAUCCGCUCUUCACCGGGCUCAUGUCGUUUCGGCCAGGGGGUUCUGGCGGAGAACUCAAACUCUUUGAGCAAGCUGGAAUACAACUCGUACAUGGCUGGCUCGCAGAUCCCGAUACCCAUGAAUUCCAAGUUCUAGCGAAGACAGAGGAUUAUGACACGUCGGUGAACCUGAUAGUCGAGGCGGACUUUCUUACAAAGGGGAAGUUGGUAGCCGGUAACAAUGCGCCAGCUUCCCCCGGGGCGGAUACCAGCGGAGUCUAUGAGCUGUUGACAGACGAGGAGCGGCACAGAGUGCAAGAUGCAAUCAUCAUUCGCGACUUUCUUGACAGGACACAGUCACAGCUCACGUAUCACGGCCUCUUUACCCUCGCAUCUGUGGUCCAACCGGGCACACUCGUAGCGCUCUUUCGCAACUCCCAUCUAUCUGUACUUUACAAACCUACCAGCGAGUCAGACGGUGGCCUAUACACACUUGUGACAGACCAGGUGUUUCUACACGAAUCCUCCGUAGUCUGGGAACGCCUCGAGGACGUAGACGGCGGGAUGUCAUCAUUCGUGGACUCGAACUUUGUGCGAUCGAGCCCUGCAGGGGGGGACUAUGCCGGACACACCGGCGAAAGUGCCCUUGCUGCGCUUGAAGCAGAGGCAGCUGCUUUGUCCCUGGGUGACAGUACCGAUCAAGAGCUUGCUAGACAGCUUCAAGCCGAGGAAGACGAACGUGCGCGUGAAAUAUAUGCGCAGAGGGAGAGGGCACGGGAACGGGAAUUGGCGUUACGUGCUCAGCGAGAAGAGGAAGCUAGGCGCGCACUGCACUCAGGACGUUCCGACCGGGACGAGUUGCGGAAGGCGAAGAAGAAGGGAGACUGCGUUAUCAUGUAG